Vittaforma corneae ATCC 50505 is the source of this 930-nucleotide messenger RNA. RefSeq names its product tRNA dihydrouridine synthase A. Gene Ontology annotation, biological process: tRNA dihydrouridine synthesis. Gene Ontology annotation, molecular function: tRNA dihydrouridine synthase activity. Bases 1 to 930 code for a protein of 309 amino acids. NCBI's taxonomy places the organism in Eukaryota, Fungi, Microsporidia, Nosematidae. The record is from RefSeq and is a predicted model, not a curated record. The transcript has a single exon.
AUGGUCAUCGAAAUCAGUCUGGCUCCUAUGCUAAAGAUAACAACACCAUAUUUCAGAAUGUUGAUCAGAAAGACAUCUCCCGAUGUUGUACUUUUCACUGAAAUGAUUGUAUCGUCGACUGUUGUAAAUGUCACGAAUCAGAGGCUCCAGUUCAUUCUGGGAAGCCCAGAAGAUAAAACAGUAGUACAAAUUGGAGGAUCAAAUCCGGAGGAAAUAGCCGAGAGCGUUAAAAUAUUACAGAAAAUGGGCUGGAGACGCUUUAAUCUUAACUGUGGAUGUCCCUCAGAUAGAGUGCAGUCUGGUAAAUUUGGUGCCAUUCUGAUGCUGGAAAAGGAAAGAGUGGCUGAGAUAGUCAAUGCAGUUCAUAACAACACUGGGGCAGUUUUAUCAUUGAAGAUUCGUACGGGCGUCGAUGAGAAUGAUUCUUUUGAAUUCUUCAAGGAUUUUAUAAGGUAUAUAUCUGAGAAUACACCCUGCUUUAGGUUCUAUGUGCAUGCCAGAAAGUGCUGGCUGCACGGACUCAAUCCAAAACAGAAUAGAAACGUCCCGCCACUGGCAUACCAAUAUGUUUACGAUAUUAAAGCCCUCUUCCCCCAUCUUUUUAUAAGUUUGAAUGGAGGAAUAAGGGAAGAUGGAAUGGAAAUAGUGCGGAACUUAGAUGGGAUAAUGAUUGGCAGACAUGCCUGGGAUAAUGUUAGAAUAUUUGUGCAAAUGUGCAGCGCUAACAUUAAUAUGAAGCAAGUUGUAAAAGAAUAUAUUGAAGAGGCAUCAAAACUCGAGCCACCAAAGUACCGUUUGAUGAUGCCUUUGAUAAACUAUCGGAAGGGAAGAUCUCUUAACAAGGUAUUUAAGCAGAUUGUUAAUAAUAUAAUACAGAAUGAUACUCCAUAUUCGGAGAUCUACUCAAAACUAGAACCUUACAUUGACUAG